Molecule: messenger RNA, 456 nt
Organism: Nanorana parkeri
Lineage: Eukaryota; Metazoa; Chordata; Amphibia; Anura; Dicroglossidae
Gene: TP53I11
Product: tumor protein p53 inducible protein 11
Exons: 5
Coding region: 52-408 (118 amino acids)
Source: RefSeq, a predicted model, not a curated record
GCAGUACGAGAGCCAAUCGGACUGAGAGUAUGGCAGUUCCUCUCCGCUGUAAUGUUCACAGGAGUUGCUGUCAUGGCUCUCGCCUUUCCAGACCAGAUGUAUGAAGCCAUCUUUGACAAAGGCGUAGUGAGCAGCAAAACUUCCACUCGCCUCUAUGGAGGGGCCUUGUUCAGCAUCUCAUUAAUUUUUUGGAAUUCCAUGUACACGUCAGAAAAGGUUAUUAUUCGGUGGACGCUACUCACAGAAGCUUGUUACUUCAGCAUACAGCUUAUUGUUACCACAGUGACGAUGAUCGAGAGUGGCUCUCCCACCAUGGCUGCCGCUGUCCUCCUCAGUUGUUGCCUCUUCUUCCUUCUCGUCAGCUUCUACUUCUACUACCAAUAUGGCCGCAGGCCCAAGAAAAUAUGAACUUCCCUUUAUUUAGGGGGUCAUUGCGUUUCCUUUUUUCCUCCAAAA